Lytechinus variegatus (green sea urchin) is the source of this 3300-nucleotide messenger RNA. RefSeq lists its product as uncharacterized. The transcript has 16 exons. The record is from RefSeq and is a predicted model, not a curated record. NCBI's taxonomy places the organism in Eukaryota, Metazoa, Echinodermata, Echinoidea, Temnopleuroida, Toxopneustidae. Gene Ontology annotation, cellular component: plasma membrane. The coding region runs from base 1 to 3300 and encodes 1099 amino acids.
AUGCUGGUUGGUUAUAAGGUUACCCUCAUGGAGCACUUUUACCCAAAAUUUUCAGAGUAUAUCAAGAAAAUGGCUAUAAGGGCCAUUGCGAGAUUAGAGCUCUAUGCUUUCUUCAUCAUCAUCACUUUGGCGACAGCAUUCUUGCUGGUUACUGCAGACGAUGACAUUCCUGUGGAUGUGGUAGUGGUGGAUGUAAGGCCUGUUUUUCUUCGAGGACAUGAUGGGGUGCUGCAAUGUCGGUUUAGAGGUGAACCAUUAGCUGUCUUCUGGCUGAAGGGACCCGAUCUGGCGUCAGGAACAAAUCUAGUCACCUGGUAUCCACCACCACGAGGAGUCACCGUCCCAGCGUAUGCGACUGGAAGGUAUAACCUUACAGGAGACUUUUCCUUGGUGGUCCAUGACGUCGAUGAUGAUGACGCUGGACGGUACAUAUGCAGACUCUCCGACUUCAGGGGUUAUAUUCUCAGGAACUACACGCAGGCAACGGUUAAAGUUCCACCCCAGGACCCCUUUCCAACUAUUGCCCAGUGCUCACCAGAAUCAACCGGAAGUGGAGGAAACCCUUGUACGCAGACAAUCGAGACAGGUGAUGCCACGACAGAACUAACAUGUCGUGUACGGGGUGCGCCGAGAGGCGUCGUCUCGCUCUCCUGGACCCGCGGUGACAGAACUCUUUCCCAACAAGAUCUGCAAAGGUCUCCCAACCCUGACGGCGAGACGGAAGAUCUUACGCGUACAAUUGACGCAACGCCAAGCGAUGAUCCUUACGUCUGUACUGCCAUUCUGCCGGUGACUACCAGGGGAGAUGCGACUAUCAGCGUCAUAGUGAAUCCAGCACCAAUCAUAACAACCACCGAACUUGUAACUUUUAAUGCAACAAAUGUGGUUAUCGACGAUCCGGAAACAACAUCUUCAGGAAAAGAUGUCCUUGAUCGUACGUCAAAGGAAAUCUCUCUUGAUGAUCUCGAACACAUUUGCUGGCACGUCCGCGGUUGCAGGGAGACAGUCAAGCCCAUACUGCGAGCAUUGUACCCUCGCCAUGAAGGAGUCCCAAACUGCAAAGAGAAUUCCUGCGAUCCUGGUAAACCAAGAAACGCCGAAAUCAAGAAUGACCUGCAGUUAAUGAAGGCAUGGAAGGAACAUUCUAUGACAACGAAACCUGGAUACCAGGAACCUAAGGAGGAUCACAAAGAAGGGGAAAGAGUACAGAUGAGACAACCAACAUCCAGAUGGAUUUGCUGCUGCCAUAAACAACCUAAAUAUCGGCAUGGUGAUGACAAGAAUGAGCAACAGCCAAUGUUUUCUGCACAAUCUGAGGAGGUAGAGCUGGGAGUAGAAAGAUCGUCACCAAACCAAAUGAUUCAACUUUGCCUAGCGUUAGAAAGAGCAGGAAAGGGCGCACAUGGACCUGAUAAGGAAGUCUAUAUUCAACUGGCCAAAACUUUCUUUCAAAUCAAAGAUGAGUACAAGAGGGAAUUGGACAAUGAGGUCAUCAAGGAGUUUGCUCUGAGUAUCACCAAACAACACUACCAGAAUCUUGCAAAAGCCACGAAAAUUUCAGAGGACUCCAUUGCCGAAAAGAAUGCUGAAGACCUCAAAGCUGUGUACAAAACAGACGUUAUGCUUCAGGAAUGGGUACAGGAGCAAAAAGGAAGUAAUUACGAAGUCAGGUGUAGACUGAGGCAAGCAGCAGAACAAUGCAAUCGUCAAGACAUUGCAGAUAUUUUCAUAACCAAAGAACAGAGUAAAUUCAUGGCACCUGUUACAUCACAGCAAACCUCCGUGACAAUUACAAAUGAACAACGCCAGGGUGACAGUAAAACAAAACGUGAGAAAUCUGGGAAUGACACUCCUCUGGCUCAGCAAUCUGCAAACUACGAAAACCUAGCAAGAGGGACAAAGGGAAUGCAAUCCGAUAUUCCACGAAAAGAAACAAGUAUGCCUGAAACAAAACCAGCGGAGAAAUAUGUUACAGGAAUAUCUAGAGAGGAACUAUGUCGCAUCAUUCGUUAUGGGGGACGAGCAGCUCUUGAGACAUAUUGGCGUGAGAGAUUCGGAAAUGAUAAACAUAAGAAUCUGUGUGCGACACUUUCCGACCACGAACUCAUCUGUAUGCUGAAACCAUUCACUGACAGUCAACAUUACGAUAUCGUUAGACAACAAAGUGAUAGUAAUCCUAUAACGUUUAUGAAACACCUUCGACAGGAUGAACAAAUCCCAAGAAAUAUUCUAAGACAGCAUCUGCAAAAUGGAGCACCGCAAUAUGCGUGUCUUCUUCCAAAAGGGAAAGAAUACAAAAUAUACGAUGUAGAACUCGUUGAAUUAGCUUAUCGCCUCGUCCUAUCAGACGUUUAUCCAUUUGCCAAAGCACUCGACAUCGGUGACGAAGUGCUAACUCGCUACAAACAUAAACUUGGACCUAAAAUAAUACAACAUGGUACAAGGACAUUGCUAUUCGAGGUGAAAUCUAGUACAGACAAAGGCUAUGAUGAGAGACUGGAGAUUGCAAGUGCUUUGAAGGUAGCUGGAUAUCUGGAAGAGGCAAAGUCGAUAGUGUUUGGAUUUGAAAUCGGCCUGGCGGAUGAAGCAGAAAUAGAAGAGAAGCGAGUUGAUCCAGCGAAAUUAGCAAAGGAACUCGGUGUUUCUGAUGAUUCCAAGCCAGUUGGUCCAGAUGACAGAGAAGAGAGCUGUCAAUCUGUACUUCAAAGAUGGAGAAACAUUGUCCGUCCUUCAUCAUUCAAUCAUCGCAUGGUUUUGGCUGAUGCUCUGCACAAUCUGGGCGAGAAGGAGCUUGCACUCGGUAUUAUCUCAGGAAAGUUUCGGAACAACGUCAUAAACAGUAGAGUAUCAAAAAUGCUAGCAAAAACCAUUUUACCGGAAGAAGUGGAUAAACUGAAUAGAGUUCUUGGCAAGGAGUUGAAGAAAGAUCUAAACCCUUAUGAUAUUAUAACCGCCUGGGUGACUGAAAAGAAGUUUUGGGGUUUUUUUGAAAAAAGUCCAAUAUUAUUGAGCAACGAACUUCUCAAAGCAGGAUUCUAUCCAUUUGCUCAAGAGAUAAUGGCAGGUGGAUGGAAAGGAAAGGAGGCGAUCAAACAAACUCCAGGAGACGAGGCUGGAGAUAAGAAGAAUGAAGAUAGCAUGAGUCGUGAUGUUACACAGGCAGAUCCAGAUGAAUUGAAAGAAAAAAAGGAGACUGCCAAAGCAGGAAUUCAAGGAGAGGAUGUAGUAAGCAAGAAGAAUGAUGAUAACAUGACUCAUAAUCUUAAAUCUAUGAAGGAAGGCCCAGGUACAGAUGAAUGA